AUGCAGGAGCGGGAGAAUGCGGGGAACCCGGACCCCGAGUCUCAGCCGCCGGGUCACGGCGCGCUGGAAAGCCCCGACCGGACGCCGAGUCCGCCAAAGUGCGUUCCUGUCCCGGAGCGCUCCGGGCGCAGCGGGCUUCCCGAGGAAAACUUGGCGCCAGAGUGCUGGGGCGCUCCGCGCUCUUCUGGGCACCCCGGGAACACGGGGCCCGGGAGCGGGGGUCGGCCAACGCUUUGGGGCCGCGUCUUACUGGGCUCCGGGCCCCCGCUCGUCCCCCCAGCUGGCCAGGGCUUGGAGGAGGGAAAGAAACGGGUAGAUUCUUGAUGGAAAAAAAAAAUCUGGGCAGUGGUUCCCGGGUUCUCCCUCCCCCCCCCGCCGCCUCGCCCUCUCCCCGUCGCCCUCCCAGGCCUUCCCAGCAGAUUUUGUCCGAGGAAUCCGCUCCCCCUCCCGGAAUCUCCGCUGCAGGAACGCUGCCCGGGAGGGGGAGGGCGGGCGGAGGGGCCGAGGAAUCUUCGACGUGUCACUUUCUGAGGCUGUAGAUUUCCAUAUGGUGGAGGGGAGGAGGGCGGGUGUGCGAAGUGGGGCUGGAAGUUGGGGCCGCCUCUCCGCGCCAGGCGGGGCGGGCCGGGACCUCCGACCCGGGGAUGCUCGCGGGGAGGGUCCCGAGCCCGCGCCGGCCCCCAGCCCAGGCCAGGCCUCUCAGGGACACUCCCCGCCUCGCCGCUGGCCACCUCCGUGCGCGCCACGUCCUCCCUCCCCGUCCUGCCCCCCGGGCUCCCCCCGGGCUGGGGGCGGUAACCGGCGGCUGCGGCCGGACUCGGCGAGCAGGCGGCUGGAAGCUCGGGCGGGGGAGUGGGGCGCGGCGGGAAGGAGCGGGCGACCGGGUGUGUGGGCCAGCGUAGCUCCGGUCAGUCGGUCACCCCGAGGGGCGCCCGGGCCGGGGUGGGGCCGGCGGGCGGAAUCCGUGCCCAGAGGCGACCGGGAGGGGCCGCGCGGACCGUCUGGUGCCCGCGGUGGGGCGGGGGCCGGCCGGCGUGGGAAGGGCCUGUCACUCUGGGCGGAAAGUGGGGCCUCGGGCUGUGCCCGCGAACUUUCCCAAAGGCCCGGUCCCGGCGCCCCGUGGGAGCCCGAGCACCCGGGCCCGGUGUCUCUGGAGACUGGGUUGGGCCGCCCGGAGGCGCCGUUGGCCGGGAGGCUUCCACGAGUGCGCGGUUGGAGUUGGAGCUUUUCGAACCUCAAUUCCCACCCUUCUAUCCCUGACGAAGGGAAGCAAUGGCAUUUUAUCCAGACAGUGCCGUUUGCGGACUUACUUAAAAGUUAAAACUUUUUAUAUUUUAUAUUCUCAUCAGUCCAGCGUGUUCUUGAAACAAAAUUUGGAAUUUGGCCGCGACGGGCCAACGCUGGGGCCCCAGAUCCACACGUUUCUCUCUCCAUCCCUGUUGGUUUCUAGUCUUCCUCCCCAUCUUCCAUCCAGGGUUAAUCAUAUUUUGGGACAGGCGAGGUCGUUUGUUCGGUGGGCACCCCCUGAUUGCUUGUAUGUUUAUUUUUUAAUGUUCAGUUAUUUGAUUUGAAUUUCCUCCAGUUUCCAGGCCCUGGUGGGGAAAGCUAAGGAAGAGGGAAUACGCCACCUUUUUUUUUUUUUUUUUUUUAAUGUGGAGAGAGGUGGGGCAUUGGAAAAGGGGAGGCACGGUGGUUGUAGGCAGAGAGUGAGAGGGAGCAGACAGACCCGGAAGAAAAGGAAUCUGCUCUGGAAUAACACUUUUUUUUUUUUUUUUUGGAGGCUUCUGGCCUCGGGCAAAAAUGCACCGCUCUGUUCUCAUUUCUACUGCCUGAGUUGCUCUUCACUCUCAAGUUAACGCUGUGACUCUGGGGCCCUGGACAACGCCCGGGGGAAGAGACCCGCAGCCACAGCCAAGAGCAGCCCGUGGCCCUGGUUUUGUGCCUUGCAUGGGGCCCCGUGGUCCCUGAUUGGAAGCGGCCUCUGUGGAACCAGCGUUCAGUAAAUUUCUUGGCUCCCGGGGAGCAGCUGUUAACGAGGGUAAAGUCUUUGGGCAUGCUUCUGGUCCUGCAAGGGGACUCCCCCCUAUAAGGGUGUAAUUCUCACUUUGUUUAGACGCUAGAGGGUCACCCACAAGCUGGCUAAGAAUGAGGCAUAGCUGGUAGAAAGAAAAAGUCUCUAAAAAAUGGUACUUAGACUCGUAUGUGCUUUUAAAGUGUUUUGGCUUAAAUGCUUGUAAGAGAAAAAAAUUCUACGUGAAGAUAGCGUUCAUUUUAAAAGAGAUCUUAAAACUGCAAGGUACUAUCAUGGAAUAGGAGGUUGUAGCUUCUAAUUACAGUAUGUACAAUAUCAGAAAGAUAUUCCAGUAACCUUUUAAGACAGACCUUAUAAAUAGCUCACAUCAGACCAUGGGCUGGCUGUAUUGGAGAGCCAGUCUUCCAGGGUUUCUAGAGGAAUGCUUGGGAUCCGUUAGGAAGCUGGCUGUAGGAGCCUGAGUAGUAGUUUACUCGGUAGGAGUUUGUGCCCCUUUUGCUUAACACUUCAUUUUAUGUGGUAAAAUUUGAUAACGUCCUUAGAACUGAAAACCUGAAGAACUUCCCAGCUUUUCAGUUUUAGGAAAAUGAGGCCCAGGGAGGGGAAGUGACUUGUUUGGUAUUGGCAAUCAGAGAUUAAAAUCCAAUACAGAAUUGUAUUAAUAGCUACUCUUUUUUAGCUAUCUAAUGUGUACUAAGUACUGUGUAUUGUGUUUUUUAUAUAUUAUCUCAUUACAAUUCUAAUCUUUCAAUUUAGGUGAUGUUAAGGACAUUUUAUAGACAAGGCAUUGAGGUUCACAGAAAUUUAGUAACUUGUGUAAGAUUACAUAGAAUUUUCUUCUGUAAUGCAAAUGGUUUUAUAUCUGCUGUCCAGUAUGGCAGCCACCAGGCACGUGUAGCUGUUGUACCAUUUAAAAUGUGGCUAGUUCGAUGGAGGAACUGCAUUUUAAAUUGUAUUUACUUUUAAUUAUCUUAAACUGCUACUUGUGGCUAGUGGUUAGGUACCAUAUUGGGGAUUGCAACGUAGAACUUUCUGACUCUCAAAUCUAUUCACGUUUAUUGCUUAUUUAUUGCUUUUAAGAUCUUGUAAUUCAGUUUUCUUCCUUCCAUACCACCAGAGGAAGAUUAUAUUCAACUCUUAAGUGGAAUUUAAAUACUGGAUUACCUAUAGCUCAAAAACAAGCAAAAAAUGUUUUUUUAAAAAUACUUGAAUGUCAUGGUAAAAACUGAUAGAAAAAAACUUUGUGACAUUUUCUGUUUGAUUGAAAUAACUGCCUAUAGGAAUUGCUGAGAAGGUAGUUAGAGCUUCUUGGUUAUUUCAAUGUAAUAAAAGUAUAAGUAGGGAGCAGCAUGAAAAAUCACUGAUGGGGAGUUGAAAAAAAAUUACCCCUGAUAUCCAUGGUUACCUGUUAAUUCGGUGAUUCUUUUCAAAUGUCUUCAUUCAGGUAAAUAAUAUAGCCAAACUAUCACUCACUUUUCCUUAACUAGCUGCACAAUUAAUCUGAAGAAUUAAAAUCAUUGCUUUACUACCAGAGAAUGAAAUUCAAAUAUAAAGCACUAGAUCUGUCUGUGAAUUGGGAAGAAUAUGUUUAAGAUUGAAACAAACAGCAAGAAAGAUUCUUUAGGUGGCAUAUGGUCAAAUAGUUUUCUAAUUAGUGGAUUUAAUUUAAAUCUGUUACAUUUUAGAAUUUAUUUGGUAGAAGGAAUUUCAACAACUUUUUGAUUUUAUAUGAAAUAGUGAAAAUUCCAACUCAUGUUAAAGUAAGCAUUCAUUUAUGUGGAUUUCAUCCAUAAAUAUCCAGUAACCCAAUACCUUUUUCUUUCUGGUUUUUUUUUUUAUGCAUACUGCUUUCAGGAAAAGACAGAUGAUAAAGUAAUCUCUUUUUAUUAGGAUUUUAAGAGCAGUAACUUCCAGAUUCAUUAUAAAUAUAUCUGAAUCUGCUGUAUCUUUCAUAGUUACUGUACUGCUCAGGGAUAAUUGCAGCUCAUAAUCCUGACCCUAGAGCAUUAUAUGAUCCUGAAAGACCUACACAAGUAAAUCAGCUUUAAAUUGUUCUAUAUUAUUUUAGUGUUAUGUGAAUUGCAUGGCCUCCAGCUCUGAAAAUUAUAAAUUCAACUAAAGGUGAGGCAUCAGUUAGACAAUCAGAUAGCUGAAAAACCCUUUCAUACCCAUUCCUGACUAUUGGGAUCAUAGUUAUUUUCAAGGAACCAACAUAAGAACCAUGUUAUUGGACUAUAGUGUUCUUGUGAGUGUGACAAAUAUUGGAAACAUGAUUUAACUCAGGAUGUAUGGUUCCAUUUUUAGGACAUCAAGGUGCUUAGUACAAAUGAGACGUAAUUUAAAAGAUAAAGAUAUCGAAAUGAUUGGCAAAGAUUAGAAAUCUUAUACCCUCUGGUGCAGGCCACAUCUGAGUAUGGGUUUGAAAUCAGAAUAUCUUAUCUGUCAAGGACUUAGUUUACUUCUUGGCUGUGUGUCCCUGUUAGACUACUGAACCUCUCAGUCUGGGUUUCCUCAUUUUAGUAUAAGGCGAAAACAUCUCACCUGUACCAUUUAUCAGGUGGUUGUCACAAGGGAUUAAUGAGUCAGUGUAUUGAAAAGUGUUUAGCAAAGCCUUAUACAAACUCCAUAGUUCAUUAUAUUCCAAAGUUUAAAAACUGAGCUGUUCUUACAGUAUUACUUUGUAUGUUUUCAGAGACCUCCAAAAUGUGUUUGGCCACUUUGAAAAGUGGUUUAUUUUUUCCUUUGUGACGAGUAAAUAAAGUUUCAAUCUUUAGAUAGCAGUUUCAUUUUCUCCCUACUCUUAAUGUAAUAGUUGAUCUGUGACCUCUCAAAAGUUGUCUUUCCUUACAUGUGGUCCGUAGCUCGUUAGCAUUGCUGAAGUGGACAAGGCAGUCUGCUUGAUUCAGGGUCAUUCUUGAGGUGGAGGGGACAAAGUGCAAUCUCUUAUUAGAGGAACUUCCAAAGCAAUGAUAGAGGCAUAGGCUUUAGUUCCUGUAUAUUAUCUUAGUAAGCCUGUUAUUUGAGCUUUCAAUAAUUAUAGCUGAGAAGGGGGGAAAAGAAUCAUUUUCUGUGUAGGGGAAUCUUUGCAUCCUACCUCUGUUUUCACUUUAGAAAUCACAAUUGCCUUUUCUUCACUUUAACAAGGUUAAUCCAUUCAAUGAGAGUUUUUUGUGUUAAGACAUUUUCAAGCAAACCUUAAUUCUCAUCCUUAACAGCUGUUGGGAAUGCACUUAGGUGGUUGAGGAGAAGCUUUAUUCUUUAGUUGACAUUGAAUGCCUUUGAAUAUAGGAAAAUAUUCAUAAGCCCACACUUUUUUUUUUUAACCUUAAAAUACACAGUAUGGUACAGUAUUAAUGUGUUUUUUAAACGGCAGAGAAUGCUUCAAUCACUGUGGCUAGACAGAGGCAGGUUUCUGUGGAAGCCAAAUAUAGGCUCACUUGGGAGGAUGACUUGAGGUUGGUACUUGAACUCUUUGCAAGGUACAGCCAAUGAGAGGCUGAUCUCUAGUCACAAGCUUACCCAGAGGGGAAUUGUUUAUGGUGCAGGUUUAGUGUCAAGGAUGAGUCCUUGGAGACCAGAGGUAUGUGGGGUUGGAAUUGGGGGUUGGGAGGUUUUUAAACCACCAGGUGUAAAUCAGGUAAGAUAGACUAUAAUGAUCAACUAUUACAGGUGGGGAGGUUUCUCAGUUUAAAAAUGGAUCAGUCCUUGAAUCUCUUUUUGUCCCUACUUGAGAUAUGCAAGUUUAGCAUUCUGAAACACCUGGAUUGUAAUUUCAUUGGCUGAUGAGAUGUCUUUGGCAAUACUCCCUGUCGGUUCAGUCACUGGCUCCUAAUAUCUUUUGUUUCUAUAAUAUUACAACUGCUUGUCAGUUUUUAAGUAACUGGAGGGAGGAGAUUUUAGUGAGACGGUGUUCGGCAAAAGCUAGCAUUAUUUGAGAUUCUAGUAGGUAUCUUUAAAAUGUCCCGUGUGUUAAAUGAUUAUGUUUGAUUUUAAAAUGUAAUUUUAUUUCAUUCACUUGUUUAUUGACUCAGGAGGCACUUACUGAGUUCUAAACUGGGUUCUUAAUGGAAUAUUCUUAUGCUGUCCUGACUUUUUGGCAAAUGCAAGACAUUUUUCUGUUUACUUAUAGGGGUAUUUUGCUCAUAUUUUUGGAAUGUAGUAUAGAGAGCUGUGUCUACCACCAGACUCCUAGAGCAGGAUGGUGAUAACUUCAGUCCUUUGCUCCUUUCUGAAACUUGAGAAAUGUUAAAAUUGGAGCACCUAUAGGCUAUGUUUAAAACUAAAUUUAUGUUAGAAUUUUAGGCUUCCGAUACUUCCUUGUUUUGACUCUGGAAGAUGAAGGUUUUUAUAAUGGCAACCAGUUAGAAAAAUUUGCUUAAACUAAGUUGAUAUAAUACAAACUCAUAGUGUUCAAUUAUGAAAAGCUUUCUGUUGAAAUAAUUAUCCAGAUAAUUGUCUUCAUACAUGAGCAAAUAUAGUAUGUUUGAGAAAUAAUGGUAGAUUCUAAAAUCCCAGGAAAUAACAUGAUUUAAUUUAUUCUUAAGGAUCUCAGUCAGAUUCUCCACAGCUGGUGGAGGAGGGUCUCUGUUAAAAAUAACUCCAUUGUUCUGGAUGUAACUAAUUAGGAAUUUGCAAUUAUCCAGGCAAGUCUAGGAUAAAGUUUGGCUUCCUAUUCUAUAUGAAAAGGUUUUACCGUAACAGAAGUUUAAAUAGAUCAUAGAGGGAAUAUUUACCUAAUUAGGAGGACAAAACACUUUAAGCACCUUGGAAAAAUCAAUUUACUUAAAAGCAGUGUAAAACUGCAGUAUGGGUUGAAGCUAGUUCUCCUAGUGCGCUUUUUCUUAGAGGUGCAGGACCGCCAUGAAAUACAUGUCAAUUUAUUCAGUGCUAUCACAUGAACUAGGAACAGUUUACCAGCAAAAGUUAGAACUAUAUUUUUGUAUGCAAAAUAAAUCACAACAAUAAACAAAUAUCCACCUCCCCAUCUCACCCCACCCCCACCAAUAGACUCCCAAAUAUGCCUGUUGAUUUGUUUUGGCGGUUUUCUGUUGCCAUUUGUUUUGCUACUUGCUGUCUCCUGUAAGCACUUGAUGGCAGAUUGGUAAGAGCAGGUGUUAAAGGUUUAAGGACAUCAUUAUUGCUUUUAGCUGCCCAUCUCCUCCUCCGUGAGUUUGGGCAAAGUUGUGGAAACUACUGCCAGUGGUAUUUAGGUAAGCUCAUUACACAGCCUCGUCUUCUGGUUUACUAAAGCAAGACCUUCUUGUUCCAGGUACUGUGUGAACUGACCCAUAAGAAAGGUAAAUUUCCUUUAAAAUAUCUCAAGUAUUUGCAUCCACUUACUCAGACAUGAGAUUUUCAAGUAUAUGACUUUUUAGGGUUCAGAUUGACAAGUUUUUAUGGUACAAGUUCUAAGUGUAGGAUCAUUAAUAUAUUUUUAGGGUAUUCUCCUUUUUCUCUUAUAUUUUAAAGUGUUAUUUUUAAACACAUUUUAUAUUUUCUAUUAAGUCGUUUAAGAGGAAAAUACUAAAUGUCUUCAGAUAUUACUGUUCCUGAUUUUUCUGUUGUGGUUUUUCUUGUAUCAGGAAAAAAAAUUUAAUUUAGGGUAAUAAAGGUAAACAUUAUUCCGAAUUAGUGAAUCAGAGAAUACUUAAGAGUACAUUGAAUUGGAACACUAGUGUAUUGUUGUUGGGAAUGUAAAAAGGUGCAGCUGCUGUGGAAAACAGUUUUGCGGUUUCUCAAAACGUUAAAUAUAUAAUCACCUAGCAAUUUCAUUUCUAAGUAUGUACCCAAGAUAAUUGAAAGCAGGGACUCAAACAGAUACCUGUACACCAGUGUUUAUAGCAGCAUAAUUUAGAACAUCUAAAAGGUGGAAACAACCCAGGUGUCCAUUCACAGAUGAAUGGAUAAACAAAAUGCGGUGUGUACAUACAGUGGAUUAUUAUUCAACCGUAAAAAGGAAUGAAAUUCCAGUACCUGCUACAAGAUGGAUGAACCUUGAAAACAUGCUGAGCGAAAUAAGCCAGACACAAAAAGACAAAUAUUGCCUGUUUCUACUUAUGUGUGGUACCUGGAAUAGGCAAAUUCAUAGAGAAGAAAGUAGAAUAGAGAUUACCAGGAGCUGGGGAAAGAGGAAUGGGUGUUAUAGUUUAAUGGGUACCGAGUUUCUGCUUGGGAUAAUGAAAAAGUUCUGGAAAUGAAUAGUGGCGAUGGUUAUACAAUAUUGUGAAUGUACUUAAUGCCACUGAACUGUACGGCUAAAAAUGGUUAAAAUGGCAAAUGUAUGUAUAUUUCAUCACAAUAAAAAAUUGAAAAAAAUUGAAGGAGAUUUAUUCCACAGGAUUUCAGCUUGCCUCUGUUUGCUCCCCCUUGGUCUGCUCCAUGUUGGUGUGUAGAUGUUUCCCCGCCCUCCCCACCUCCCAUUACAGAGUAAACGGAGAUUCUCCUAGGCCAGUUUUGGAGGUCAGAGUUUCCUUAUUUUAUUAACUGAGUUGAAUUUAAGAGGAGACUAUUUAAAAGUAGGAGAUCUCUGGAGGGAAAAG
Messenger RNA from Orcinus orca (killer whale), 8571 nucleotides. RefSeq names its product collagen alpha-1(I) chain-like. Bases 548 to 1321 code for a protein of 257 amino acids. The record is from RefSeq and is a predicted model, not a curated record. Lineage: Eukaryota; Metazoa; Chordata; Mammalia; Artiodactyla; Delphinidae. The transcript has a single exon.